This is a messenger RNA of Ficedula albicollis (Collared flycatcher), 624 nucleotides long. RefSeq names its product family with sequence similarity 132 member A (gene C1QTNF12). The coding region runs from base 1 to 624 and encodes 207 amino acids. Gene Ontology annotation, molecular function: hormone activity. Gene Ontology annotation, biological process: positive regulation of D-glucose import across plasma membrane; negative regulation of gluconeogenesis; positive regulation of insulin receptor signaling pathway. The record is from RefSeq and is a predicted model, not a curated record. The transcript has 8 exons. Lineage: Eukaryota; Metazoa; Chordata; Aves; Passeriformes; Muscicapidae.
AUGGGUCCAAAUAUCCCAAAGGAUAAAUCAAUCAAGCGAGGCCUGGUCGGGCCUCCGGGGCCUCCUGGGCCUCAAGGGCCUCCGGGAGCUCCUGGGGCUGAAAUCACCCGGGAAAUUCUUCUGCAGGAGUUCAAGGAGAUCUUAAAAGAAGCCAUGGAGCAGCGAGCCUCCCAGCCGCUCCCAGCCCAGCCCAGCCCGCUGCCCCCGCUGCUGCUGGCCCUGUCCCAGCUCCCCCUGGCCCAGCGGCGCCUGGACCAGGCGUUCCACUGCCAGCUCAAGGCCCAGGUGCUGGUGGACAAGAAAACCUUGGUGGAGCUGCAGAACUUCCAGUCGCCCCUGGCCAAGGGCGCCUUCCUGCGGGGCACGGGGCUCGACUUGGCCACCGGCCGCUUCACCGCGCCCGUGGGCGGCAUCUACCAGUUCUCAGCCAACGUGCACAUCGACCACAGCGAGCUGAAGAGCAAAGUGCAGCUGCGAGCGCGGGACAACGUGCGGGUGCUGAUCUGCAUCGAGUCCCUGUGCCACAGGCACACGUCCUUGGAAGUCAUUGCUGGGCUGGAAAGCAACAGCAAAAUCUUCACAGUUUAUGUCCAUGGGCUGCUGCAGCUGCAGGUGAGGCUCUGA